Molecule: messenger RNA, 430 nt
Organism: Candidula unifasciata
Lineage: Eukaryota; Metazoa; Mollusca; Gastropoda; Stylommatophora; Geomitridae
Source: the annotation of a GenBank genome assembly
UAGCCAUAGUUUGUCUGACUCCCUGAUUGUCUUCGUGUUGGUGCCAGUCAGUAGCCAUAGUUUGUCUGACUUCUUGAUUGUCUUCGUGUUGAUGCCAGUCAGUAGCCAUAGUUUGUCUGACUCCCUGAUUGUCUUCGUGUUGGUGCCAGUCAGUAGCCAUAGUUUGUCUGACUCCCUGAUUGUCUUCGUAUUGGUGCCAGUCAGUAGCCAUAGUUUGUCUGACUCCUUGAUUGUCUUCGUGUUUGUGCCAGUCAGUAGCCAUAGUUUGUCUGACUCCCUGAUUGUCUUCGUGUUGGUGCCAGUCAGUAGCCAUAGUUUGUCUGACUUCUUGAUUGUCUUCGUGUUGAUGCCAGUCAGUAGCCAUAGUUUGUCUGACUCCCUGAUUGUCUUCGUGUUGGUGCCAGUCAGUAGCCAUAGUUUGUCUGACUGA